Cooperia oncophora is the source of this 1027-nucleotide messenger RNA. Lineage: Eukaryota; Metazoa; Nematoda; Chromadorea; Rhabditida; Trichostrongylidae. The record is from the annotation of a GenBank genome assembly.
GAAUGGUUCUACUGGACGUGUUUCGAGCAGAUACAAGCGUUUCACCCUUCCAUCCCUGUGUGUUGAUAAAAUUAUUGAUUUCAGCCGUGCAGACCCUCUCCUGGAACUUGCGCGAUCACGAAUCGACAACAUCAAGGAGCUUUAUCUCGAAGAAGUGAAGUCUGGUGAACAGACGUUUUUCCAAUUCGCGAAUGGAGUUAACCCCUUGGUCGACGGCUCGUGGACAUUAGUUCCUGUACGUCGAGUUCUGGACGCUGUACAUAAGCGAGAGGGCGAAGUUUGUGCAGAUGAUACAGAUAUUGUUCGCCUUGCCCUAUUAUGGACCCUUCUAUUGCAUGACGAAAGGCUAACAGCUUUUCUGGCGUUUGCAGAGCCUAAUGACGUUUACGUUCGUUUAGCGGAAGUUUUAUUGAUCGGUCCGGAAGUAUUGGCCGAUGAUGUGAUCGCGUCGUGCUAUUCGCGUAUUCUAAGUGGUUAUGUUCAAAAGGCGGCGAUCGAAGGUCGUCUUUGCCUUCGGAUGGAUAGUCGUGUCGCUGGUCUGGAUGCGUUCAUGCCUUUCUUUGAAGAUCUGUUGGUGCACUAUGAACAGUACUCUUUGGGCGAUGUCAACUUCGCAAAAACGCUGCUAAUUGGAUCAUAUCUGAACUCAGCUAUCGGGGACAGAGGAACCACAGUGAUGGCAAAUGACGAAUUGCGGAAUGGGCGAAUGCGGCAAGUGUGGUUAUAUGUCCAGGAGCAAAUAAUGUCGCAAAUCCGCAGCCUUUCGAAAGAACAAGCUUCUUUAUUAGAAGAGCAGCAUUAUGUUCAGUACACUACCUUACUGGGAGAGUACACUGCUGCUGUACGAGAUGAGAAGGUAACUCGGGAUAGAAAUCCAGUAAUGUUUGCUAUAGCAGCUGAAGAGUUGGGUAAUUUCAUCCAAAGGCACACGGUUCAGGAAGCCGACAUGGAUACCGAAAGAGUGAAAGAGUUCGAUGCGCUGGUGGACAUUAUACGUGGCAGUCUUCAAGGAAAACUCAACGUAUGA